GGUGAUGUUAAUACAUUGAUAAUCUAUUCCACCUAAACUGGAAGCGUGGGAACAACAUGACUAGAGUAAUAGAUAAAAAAACUUAGUACCCAUGCGCUUGAAGUUAAAUUGACCUCGAUUACAGAAAUAGACUUAGGAUACAACUUUGUUGUUAAAUUACUAACCUACUUAUAUUCGGUUGACGUCGAACAUAAUUAUUUUGUUAUCUGCACAGAUUUGUGUAUAGGUAGUAAACCACACUCGUCCUUAAGAAAUCUGGGCUCUUAGCGAAAAUACAAAUAAAUUAUUGCAGCAGUAACAUAGGAUUAUGGAUGUUUCAGCAUCGUAUUUUGUCGAAGCUAUUAAUAUACAAAGUUUCUUGUUUGGAUUAGUCACUUUAUUGCUCGUACGAUGGCUUAUAACUAGAUCGAAAUAUAAUUACAGUUUACCCCCGGGUCCAAUAGCUUUUCCAAUUAUUGGAAAUAUACCUCAGAUGGCUACAACCACAGAUAUCAAUUUAAAGAUGGAAGAACUUCGAAAACAAUUUGGAGAUAUCUUCAGACUCAAAUUUGGUUCUGAAACCUUGGUGAUUGUAUGCAAAACAGAGUGGAUUUUAGAAGGAUUGGUAAAGAAAGGAGAUGAAUUGAAAGGAAGACCCUACUGGAUGUACGUACCGAAGAGAUUAAACCGAAAGAAAGGAAUCUUCUUUAAUAUAGGAAAAGAAUGGAAGGAUUUGAAAAAAUUUACUAUUUCAACACUGCGGGAUUUAGGAAUGGGUAAGGAAAAGCUAGAAGAACAGAUAUACAUGGAAACCCAGACCUUAGCCGAUGCUUUUCAAUUAUCAAUGGCAGACCCUAUAAUUACACAAGAAAUGAAGAUGCAUGCAGUCAUCGUGGUUAUAAAGGCUGAACAUAGCAAUUUAGAAAUAGCACGAUUUUUAAAAGUCGCAAGAUCCUUCGUCUACAAAGUUCGCAAGGAGUUAGAGGCUAAAGAUGGAAAUGUAUCGCUAGUAUCAAAACAUAAGAAACAUUGUAGAAGCACUGGUAGACUUAGAGCACCAGAAUUUAUUCAACAAGUAAAGCAGACCAUUUAUGACAAUCCCAAAAGAUCCAUGAGCUUGAAUUGCAAAAGAACACCAGAUGUCAGAAUGAACAAUCUGGAAUAUUGUCCACAAAGACAUCAGAUACAAAUCUUAUGCGAUGAGAAAAGGAUAAGAUCUGGAGCGCCUGAGUUUCAAGAAAUAGUUGAUGACUUGAGAUUUUUCUUCAACAAUGUAAAUGCAUUUAUACCAGAGAAUUUCUUUCCAUUCCUGAGAUUUGUCCUAUGGAAUUCUCCCCUAAAACAAAUUAUCAAGAACAACAACAAGAUCCGAAGUUACGUAAAAGAGAAAAUCAGGGAACAUAAGGAAACCUACAAUGGUGACUACAUAAGAGAUUUUGUUGACGUCUACUUACUCACACUUGAGAAGGAACCAAACAAUGAAUCUUUAUCUGAAGCGAAUAUUUUCCAGGCGAUUAUGGAUCUUUUUAUGGCUGGAACAGACACAACAUCUACCAUUCUUAAUUGGGCUUUUGUCCAUAUGGCCAAAUAUCCUGAUAUACAGGACAAAUGUCGAGCAGAAAUCGAGGAGAUCACUGAUCUAAAUAGACCUGUCACUAUGAAAGACAAACGACACCUGACAUACGUUGCAGCGACUCUACUUGAAGUCCAGAGAGUUGCUCCUGUUGCUCCACUCACUGUUCCACAUGCCGCUAUGGUUGACACAACACUAGGAGGAUAUGAUAUUCCAAAAAAUACCAUUGUUCAAUUCAUGUUAAUGGCUGCUCAUUAUGAUCCGAAUUAUUGGGAUAAACCAGAGGAAUUCCGACCUGAGAGAUGGAUUGGAGAAAAUAAUGAGUUAAAGAAAAAUGAGGCUUAUAUGCCUUUCUCUUUGGGUCCCAGAAUAUGUGCAGGAGUAUCACUAGCCAAUAUUGAAACUUUCAUGGGUUUUUCAAAUAUCUUACAAAGAUUUCGAUUGGAAAGUCCUGACGAAACACCAAUGACAAUGAAAGGCAAACAAUCAGGAAUUACUUAUGUUCCAGUAAAUGAUAAUGUCCGUGCAAUACCACUGUGAGAUAUAUUUCAGGGUACCACUUCACAGUACACUAUACAGUUGAAGGUAUAUCACUUUGAUAUACAAAGGUAUCAAAUUCCUAUAGAAUACUGUUAUAUUUUAAAUGGUAUUUAACGAAAUUACAUAAAUGUCAGUUCAUUAGUGGUAUUAUAUUGACCUACAUAAUAUAUCUACCUAUAAACUUCACAAAAUUUAGAGGAUAGAAAUAGACAAGUCGUAUGAUUGUUGCAAUGUUUAAUUUAAUCAAUAAAACUCCAGUAUUAUAUUA
Octopus bimaculoides (California two-spot octopus) is the source of this 2360-nucleotide messenger RNA. Its product is annotated as cytochrome P450 2J4. Gene Ontology annotation, molecular function: iron ion binding; oxidoreductase activity, acting on paired donors, with incorporation or reduction of molecular oxygen; heme binding. NCBI's taxonomy places the organism in Eukaryota, Metazoa, Mollusca, Cephalopoda, Octopoda, Octopodidae. The record is from RefSeq and is a predicted model, not a curated record.